AUGCCGUUCUUACUUCAAGAGGAGGACUUGCUGCUUAUUUUUGGUGUCGUUGCGGCAGUUCUGAUACUCGUGUUCCUCAUUCAGGCUGCUGUGGCCGUGUUAUAUCGCGUCGGGGCGAAGCUUGACUACAUCCGAUGGCAUUACCUGGGUUGUCUGUGUCUGCCCGUCCUCUGGAUGGCCUCCUUGCACACGGGGCUGACCCUCUACAUUGCCACCGUGGCACUGGGGCUCGCCGUGGUUAGUGGCGCCACUUCCUGGAAGAAGGGCCUUGCGCCUUUUUUGCUCUCAUUCGCUCUUAUCUGCGUGUGUGUGCCGCAGCUCAGUCGAAGCGUGCAGCUGGAGAUGCCAGCUGACACCGCGACGUGGGUGUCGCGGUACUACGGACAGGUGGCCGUGUGGCCGUCCCACGGCGCCGUUGACCCUCGCCACCUCUUUGUGGUGCACGAUGCUGUGACGCUGGCGCGGGUGCCGUGCCGAGCCCAGGCGUCGCGCCCAACUGCCCACGAGGACAGCGGUGGCUUGCAGGGCCUGACGCAGUUCUUGGUUUCGCUUGCAGACGAUACACGCAUCUACGCCUUGGAAGGCUGUGUGCGGACGGCUUCCAGUGGUCAACGCCCAAUGCAUCGUAUUGCCUUGUUAGGGUCGAAUGCUCGUAUGGAGGGCGUCACAAUCCGCUGCAGGCUACCAACCUCCAAGGAAAUCCAGACCAACAUGUUUAAUGUUCGUUGCUUAGGCUUAGCAUCGGAUGUGCUUCUUGUAGACGUAGAAGUUGAGCUGUACGACGGCAAUGGUUAUCUUGCCUCUUCACAAAGUAUCCGUCGUGCGGAAGGUUGUGUGGACGCGCUAGGGCAGUUGCGCCAGCUUAAUAAGUUUCUCUUCAGUGGCACUGGCUCCCUCGUCGUGUGCUUUCCCAGGCUGGGGGGACACGCGAUGUUGCGGCUGCUGGAGGACCCUAGCGUUGCUCCGCCCACGCUAAAGAGGCAGGUGCCUUACUCUAUUCGAUGUCUCUGGCACAUGCCUACGGUUCUUCAGAGCGCGCAGGAGCACUUGACGUAUGUCCUGGAAAGUGUCUUGCUUGCCGGCACCUCAGCGGCGACGGUUAAGCUUUUUGAGUGGGCGGUGGUCGCCCGAUGUGCGACUUUGCGUGCGGUAAGAAAAGCAACUCCGUACGCUGUCGCCGCGAUGGAAAAUGUAAAUGUUCUGACAACUGGGGUUUACUGUUCCGCAACGCGGCGGCACCCCCAACACCCCUUUUGCAAUGUGUCUAGCCAAAAAUAUGCCGAAGAUCGAAGAUACGUCCUGGGUGCGCAAAUUGGGAACUCCUCGUGCGACGCCUUUCGCUGGGCAUUAGAUAGACUGGAUUUUGUGCCGGGUCUGUGGGGGGCGUACAGCUGGGCGUUCAAGGCAGAGUGGGAGAUCACAGUCUUCUGCGUAAAAGGUCUGGGGACGGUUGUGAUGGUGCUUUGCAGGGCGGUUGUUCUGCCUGUUUGCCGCGUCGUGAGUCUUGCGGCGCGUUCCCUCGUGGACGGGCUCCGUCGCCUGGCGCCGUCGCUCGCGGACGUCCUCGGUCUCUCGACUCUCAAGGGCUUCCUCGGCAGCGCCGUCAGCUGUUUUUGGCGUGCGGAGCUUUACUUGCUCGCGCUGGAGUGGAAGUUCAUCUGCCAGCUGCUCUAUUGUCUGCUCACUUGGGCUGCCAUGCCGUUGGGGCCCGGGUUCAAUCUGGUUUGUGAAGUAUUUGGUCGGGUGCGGUACAUCUUGGGGCUUUACACCACCACCACACUCUCGGCUCACGUCUUUGUUGCACUCAUCCAGACCGUCUUCAUCUUGGUCGCCUUGCGCAACGAACUACGCAAAAUCACCACUCGUGAGCGUGGGAGGUAUCCUGCCUUUCUGCGACAGAGCACUGUCGGGGAGUUUGCGAUGAUGCUGUGGGCCUUCACACGGGUGCACUCGGUGGUCACGAUUCGCUAUCUUGGGGCGCACUUCAUGCUGCUUUUCAUGCUGCUCGGCCUCUCCGCACUGCCCUUCUUCGCUAAGAUGUACAACUUGGCCCUCUUCGUGGGCUUUCCAUGCGUCUCCUCGCACGUGUGUCUGAGGUUCUUUGCGAAGGAGCCGCGGUGGCGGGACGUGCUCUGGCUCUCGGCUGUCAAGGGGCUGCUGGUCAUCGUGGUGGAUCGCACCAUCGGCAACCUCGUCGCACACGUUCUGCGGGAGCUCUUUUUUCUCUCCGCCGGGGGGCUGCUCGUCUUCGGCGUUUGCACCGCGUGGCAGUGGGGCGUGCACCUCCGUGUGGCGGAGCUCUGCCGGCGUCUGCGCGCCGACGACGUGGUCGCCCCGCAGCGGGCGGGUGUGGCGGAGGAAAGCCAUGCGACGGAAGCGAACUGA
This is a messenger RNA of Trypanosoma conorhini, 2385 nucleotides long. RefSeq lists its product as uncharacterized. Lineage: Eukaryota; Euglenozoa; Kinetoplastea; Trypanosomatida; Trypanosomatidae. The coding region runs from base 1 to 2385 and encodes 794 amino acids. The transcript has a single exon. The record is from RefSeq and is a predicted model, not a curated record.